ACGCGACUUUCCACUCCGCCACUCUUGCAUUUCAACGGCCCGCCUUUUCUAAAACUCUACGCACCCCCUAAGACAUUUUCUGUUGUAAGGUUUUGGUUUGACCUCCUCGACAUGUUCAACUCGUCAUAAGUCUAAGAUUUUAGUCUCAUCGACUGACUGCUCAAUCAUGGAUGAUCUGCUUCCGUCCUACCAGAGCGUGGUCAGCCAGAACCCUUGGGAGCUAGUCGCGCCCUAUCUUCUUUCCGACGACUUAUGCUCUGCGGCAUUGGUCUGCCAGAAAUGGCACGAGAUAUUCACCCCUCAGCUCUGGGGUAAUCCUGCAUCUCACUUUGGAGUGCAGAACGACACUGUGUAUGUGGCUUUGACGCGCUUCAAGCGGACGUUAACCUGGGCUCGCUUGAGCGUUCGAGAGUUGACGCAUACGCUGCAUCUACCGCCAGCCCAUGCUCAGAUCUACGGAGGGCCUCACGCAGAAUGGCUCCGCGACUGUCUGGAACGACUUCCACGACUGCAGUCCCUCAUCGUGGACGGCCUGCCUUUCUUCGACCAUGCGGCCCUCCUCACGCUGCGCCAUUCCAGCCAGUGGUGGGCGUCAACCCAUCUGAAUGCAUUCCCGAGCUUCGCGCUGCGACUCCUCGACGCAUCGGGAUGCAUCAACGCGACGUCGUUUGGACUGGCCACGGCGUUUCUUCACUUCCCGGAACUGAUCUCCCUCGACCUGUCGCGGACUCUCGCAGCGAGGGACGAAAAUGUGUUCAGCCAACUGUGCCGUCUGCGGAACCUCCGAGUACUGAGGAUGAGGAAGCUGGGACUCCGCGACCCGGACCUCGACCGCAUCGCCAAAGUCAUCGGCACGAAGGUGCGCAGCCUGGACGUGAGCGACAACGUCCACCUGACCGACAAAUCCGCGCGGAAGCUGCUGGACUUCUGCGUCCGAGAGGUGAGCAUGAACGACCCGCUCCGUCGCCAGCUUCCCGAUAGCGCGGCGUGGGAAGCCGGCGGGAAGGAGACGGAGAUCUUCGGCACGGAGAACCUCGACGUCCACCUCAGGAACAAACUCACGGGGGGGUUCGUCGGCAGCCUUGCUAUUGAGCAGGCGCCUGAUGUGGGUGUUACGCAUCUGUAUAUCUCGGGGAAUAGCUUCACGGUCGAGGGCGUGUCCGGCUUGCUGAGGGCGCGGAGGCUCCAGGUGUUGGACAUUGGCACUUUGCCAGUCGUCAUGAAGCGUCCGUACAGUGAUGAGGGCGAGGAGGAUAUCGUGCUUCCUGGUGUCGAGAAGCUCACGCCUGUGCUUGCCGACGGUGUAGCGAAGAAGUUGGCAUAUUUGAGGGUUCACUACUCCAUCAUCACGAAAGAUGGCCCGAGUGAUCCGUUGCCUUCGCCGCGGGUUGAGUUAGAUGCUGGGCAUGUGCAUGCCGAAAUGCCAGCGCGAGAUUUGCACGAACUUGCGGUGCAGACGCCGCCUGAGAUGGAGCUCGAGGCAGAGCAGAGUCAGAUCCACGAACUCCCUGCAGAACCUGUAGGGCCGGUCGAACUCCCGGCACAUUCACUCGUCGGUGCAAUAGCUGGCAUGAGUGGACUGGGUAAGAACUCGUCGACGACAGACACGCCGCCCCCGGCCAUCGAAGUCAUUCCGGAGCCUACCAUCGUGAAGAGCGGACCAGCGCAUGCACCCGAACCCGUCUUCCUCGGACAAGAAGACACACCCCUGAGUCCUGCUCGCGACGCAAGAGGGAGGCUCUCCCCAGUGUCACCGAUGACCCCCUUCCCCAACAUCACCGACGAGAUUCCCAACGGACAAGCACCCUCACCAACACAUCUCCAAACCCCACCCACACGAUCCCGCCACAACUCAACCCACUACGUCGAAGACCGCCGCACCCGCCUCGACAUGCGAUACGCACAAUCCCCGCGCCUCCACCCAGGCAUGCUCCCCAGAGCCCACACCCUCGUCUUCACAGACGUCCCAACCACGACCCCCGACCGCCAGCUCAUCGACCGCCUCAUCCACUUCAUCACCUCCGCCGCCGAAGAAUCCGCCAUUGCGCUGCUCCGCGCCCACCACACGUACAUGCUCCCACCCGGCCGCACGCGCACGACCGCGGAGAAACAACACGCAAGCACCAUCUUCGCACUCCGCCGCAUCGUCCUCGAAAUGGCGCCCCCUGCCCCUGCCCCCUCCUCGUCCAACAACAAGAAAACGUCAAGUGGAUGGCACGCCCCGCCCACGAAAUCCUCAACCGAAGACCCCGACUCGGAAGCCUUCUGGCACGCCGCCGCCCACGACUUCUCCUUCUUCACAGACGACGAGUGCGGUCUUCCCCCGACUCCAUCUCACCACCUCCCCCUCGCAGCCAUGGACGGCCUUAUGCUCGCCCCGUCUUCCCCCUCCCCCUCUUCAUCCCUCCCCCCUCCCAAUCCCGACGCAGGGGGUGGCAAAGUGAAGAUGUACGACACCAUAUCCGAACUCGCCGCGUUCCGUAAGGACAGGAAAGCAGCGUACGACGCAGCCCGUGCUGCUGCACCGGUUGGAGCGGAUGUGUUCGUAGAGGGGCACUGGGACGGGAGGGUUACGAUUGUUAGGAGGAAAGGUGGUGGGGAAGGGGAGGAGGGGGAGGAGGAUUAUUAUGGGAAUAGAUUUGAGGGGGGGUGGCUUUACCGCUAA
Molecule: messenger RNA, 2665 nt
Organism: Aaosphaeria arxii CBS 175.79
Lineage: Eukaryota; Fungi; Ascomycota; Dothideomycetes; Pleosporales
Exons: 2
Coding region: 167-2665 (832 amino acids)
Source: RefSeq, a predicted model, not a curated record